CAGAUAUUUGUUUAUUUAAUUGCAUAUAAAACCACGUGACCACGUGACGGUAUAUAGCAAAGAGUAAAAAGUAUGGCAUAUAGGUAUAUAUAUAUAUAAUGGUGUUUACAUUCGCGACUGAGCCGAGCUACAAGACGAAACGCGUAUAUAAACGGUGGACUCGGGACUCGGCUCGCCAGGCUCGCGUCCGGAGCGGUUUUUUGGGCACGAGUCAAAGGGGCUCGCGGAAGAUAUGUGCUUGUUUACAUUCGCGUUCGGCUUUCAUUCGCUUACAAACCUUUUACCGUACCGGUUGUGUUUAACAUCAAUUAGCUCGUCAAGCUUACGGGCUGUGGCCGAGACACGAGACGAGCCGCGAGCCGAGCCACGAGCCGCGAGUGUGAAUUCCCGGCCCCCGAAGUAAUAGGUUGAUUACGUUACGUGACCUCUGCACGUGAUUAUACCGGUGAUAUAAGAAUCGGUAGAGCUCAACACUAGUCAGUUACACUGUUUCACCUACACAGGGAAUCGCUUGAGUGAAUAAAUCUUUCGUAUGAAAACAACUUCUUUGGUGUUGACCUAAAUAGCUUUAAUUUAUAACCUCUUUUUAUUGAAGUACGUGUUAUUACAGUACACGUAAAAAUGAAAGGUACAAAAGAGAAAGGCUAACUGCAAUUAUUUUGUUAUACUGCACUCACUGUUAUAGCCUUGACGUUAUUUUUUGAAUGAAAGUGUAAUCUCUGUGUUCUGCUUUUAAUUAUGGCCGAUUCACAAGAAUUACUACUGCAGCAAAUUAAAGAACAAGGUGAACUAGUAAGAAAAUUGAAGGCUGCAAAGGAAUCCAGCGAAAAGGCCUGCGUGUUCAACAAAGGCAGUCCACGAAACCAGUAUGAUUUAGCUGAAAUCGACACCCAUUUUUCACAAUAUAGCUACAUUUGCGGCUAUACGCCUAGCAAUUGCGAUGUGAUCCUUGCUAAAGACUUAGACAAAAUAGAUUUUCGUAAAUACAUAUAUAUCUGGAGGUGGUGGAACCAUAUGCGGAGUUUCAGCAGUGCUGAAGUAUCACAAUUCCCUAUUGUUCAACCUCCUGAUGUUAUGAGCUCAAAACCAAAUGGCAUUACUUUAUCUAUUGAAGUACAGAUUAAGGAAGAAGUAGCUAAGCUUUUAGCCCUCAAAGCCCAGCUCGCUCCAGAAGAUGUUGCUCCACAGAAGUUCACCCUCAAAACGCCAAAGGGAACACGGGAUUAUACUCCGCAGCAAAUGACCAUAAGAAAUGAUGUAUUGCAGAAGAUUAUAACGGUUUUCAAGAGGCAUGGAGCUGAAUGUAUAGACACACCUGUGUUUGAAUUGAAGGAAGUAUUAACAGGCAAAUAUGGUGAGGACUCCAAGCUAAUCUAUGACCUAAAAGACCAAGGGGGCGAGAUCCUUUCCCUGCGGUACGACCUGACAGUUCCGCUGGCGCGCUAUCUGGCUAUGAAUAAGAUCAACACGUUGAAACGCUACCACAUAGCAAAGGUCUACAGAAGAGACAAUCCCGCCAUGACUAAGGGAAGAUACAGGGAAUUCUAUCAAUGUGAUUUCGACAUCGCCGGGCAGUACGACCCGAUGGUGCCGGACGCGGAGUGCCUGCGCGUGGUGGCCGAGGCGCUGGACGCGCUGGACGUGGGCCGCUACGUGCUGAAGGUGAACCACCGCCGGCUGCUCGACGGCAUGUUCGAGGCCUGCGGGGUCCCCGCUGACAACUUCCGCGCCACUUGCUCCACUGUCGACAAACUGGAUAAGCUGUCAUGGGAGGAAGUGCGAACGGAAAUGAUAAACGAGAAAGGCGUAACCCCAGAAGCGGCGGACAAAAUCGGCGAAUACGUCAGAUUGAACGGCGGCACCGAGCUCGCCGAGGAGCUACUCCGAGACGAGAAGCUGUCGAAAACUAAAGCGGCCGUCGAGGGCCUUGAAGGCAUCAAGCUCUUGCUGCACUAUUGUGAACUCUUCGGCAUUAAGGAUAAGAUCCUUUUCGACUUGAGUUUGGCGAGAGGGCUCGAUUACUACACUGGAGUUAUCUAUGAAGCUGUUUUAACUCAACCAAUCAAAGACGGCAACGAGGACCAAGCCGUUGGAUCGAUCGCUGGUGGUGGACGAUACGAUAACCUCGUGGGAAUGUUUGAUUCCAAAAGUAAACAGGUGCCGUGCGUGGGCGUGAGCAUCGGCGUGGAGCGCGUGUUCUCGGUGCUGGAGGCGCGGCGCGGGCGGGUGCGCGGCGCCGACGUGGACGUGUUCGUGGCCUCCGCGCAGAAGAACUUCCUCGACGAGCGCAUGAAGAUCUGCGCCGAGCUCUGGAGCGCCGGCAUCAAGGCGGAGCAAUCAUAUAAAAAGAACCCAAAAAUGCUGACCCAGCUGCAGUACUGCGAAGACGCUGGCAUCCCCCUGGCCGUGGUCCUGGGCGAGGACGAGGUCCGGCGCGGGGUCGUGAAGCUGCGCCACGUGGCCGCGCGCCGGGACUGCGAGGUGCCAAGAGACCAGCUGGUGGACGAGCUCACAGCGAGGAUAGCCGCGCUCAACACUGCCGUCAAUGGAAAUAAAUAAUCUUGUUUCA
Molecule: messenger RNA, 2569 nt
Organism: Cydia pomonella (codling moth)
Lineage: Eukaryota; Metazoa; Arthropoda; Insecta; Lepidoptera; Tortricidae
Gene: HisRS
Product: histidine--tRNA ligase, cytoplasmic
Exons: 9
Coding region: 739-2559 (606 amino acids)
Biological process (GO): histidyl-tRNA aminoacylation; mitochondrial translation
Cellular component (GO): mitochondrion; cytoplasm
Molecular function (GO): histidine-tRNA ligase activity; ATP binding
Source: RefSeq, a predicted model, not a curated record